This is a messenger RNA of Exophiala xenobiotica, 1167 nucleotides long. RefSeq lists its product as uncharacterized. The record is from RefSeq and is a predicted model, not a curated record. The coding region runs from base 1 to 1167 and encodes 388 amino acids. The transcript has 2 exons. Lineage: Eukaryota; Fungi; Ascomycota; Eurotiomycetes; Chaetothyriales; Herpotrichiellaceae.
AUGAAGUCUACCCUCCAGUAUACCCUCCAGUAUACCUUCCUCGCCAUCCUUCUGACCUUUAGUAAUCUGCCUCUCAUCCUCUCCCAACCCGCCUCAGCAAUCCCCUUCACCAUCACUCCAUCCACGCCCGAAAACGAAUCCAACUACACCGCGCCCCUGUUUCCCAUCGCGCCCUUCACAAAGUACGCGCACAACCCGAUCCUAUCCCCCAAUCCCCAGGCGAACUGGGAAUCCGCAUACCUGUACAACCCGACGGCGAUCGUUCUCAACUCGACCAUCUUCUUGCUGUACCGGGCACAGAACAGCACCAAAACCUCGUCCAUCGGGCUGGCCUGGUCCUCCGACGGCGUGACCUUCACACGGCUCGACCGACCCAUCAUCUACGCGACCGAGCCGUACGAGACGAUCGGCGGCACCGAGGAUCCGCGCAUCGUCCGGGUCAAUGGCACCUUCUACGUGACCUACACGGCCUUCAACAACGUGACCGCACAACUCUGCCUGGCCACCUCAACCAACCUACUGGAUUGGCACAAACACGGACCUUUAUCCCCGAACGGGUUCAUGGACGUCGCCUACUCGGACAUCGACGUGCCGUCGCCGCGCAUCAACCACACCAAAUCCGGCGCCAUUGUCAAGGAGCCAACGUCAUCCGAUGGUCUGUACCACAUGUACUUUGGCGACAGCUUCUUCUACCACGCCACAUCACCGGAUAUGCUCAACUGGACGGCGCCGCCUGCGGAAGAGUACUUCGCCGGGCCCGUCAACCCGUGGGAGAACAGGCUGAUCGAGCCCGGGCCCGCGCCCGUCAAGACGCGCGAUGGGAAGUGGUUGCUCGUAUACAAUGGCAUGACGACCGGGAGGGUCGGAUAUCCGCAGAACCAGUAUAGUGUGGGCCAGAUGCUCAUCGAUCCGUCGGGCAGUUUUAGGCCGAAGUUGAAUGCGAGUCAGAGUCAAGAUACUACUACGUAUCAGCCUGCGUUGCGUGACGGGCCGGUCGCGAGAAUGGAGAGGCCGAUUCUCGUGCCGGAAGCAGGAAAUGAGCAGCAGGGUCAGGUCGAUCAGGUGGUUUUCGCGGAGGGCUUGGUCCAGUUCAAAGGGAAGUGGUAUUUGUAUUUCGGACAAGGAGACAGUGAUCUCGGUGUGGCGAUUGCAGAUGUGCAGCCAUGA